UUUAAGGUUCUUGCACCUGGACUUUCGGUAUUAAAGAAAACCAAUUUCUCUACAACCAGUGCCGCUUGUGCUCCGAGAAUCCAAAAGCCAGCACCUGACUUUAGAGGAACAGCGGUUGUCAAUGGAGAAUUUAAAGAUGUGAAGCUUGCAGAUUAUGCUGGGAAAUACGUAGUUCUAUUGUUCUAUCCCCUGGACUUUACAUUUGUCUGUCCAACUGAGUUAAUUGCGUUCAGUGAAAGAAGCAAAGAAUUUGAUAACAUACAAUGCCAAGUUAUUGGAGUUUCAACAGAUUCCGAGUUCAGUCAUUUGGCAUGGACAAAUACACCAAGGAAGGAUGGUGGAUUAGGAAAGUUAGAAAUUCCCCUGUUAGCUGAUUACAAGAAGAAAGUUUCUCAAGAUUAUGAAGUGUUAUUGGACGAAGGAUUUGCGUUGCGAGGUUUGUUCCUCAUUGAUGGUAAUGGAAUUCUAAGACAUAUGUCUGUCAAUGACCUGCCAGUAGGAAGAUCUGUUGAUGAAACUCUCAGAUUGGUCAAGGCCUUCCAGUUUGCUGACAAACAUGGAGAAGUAUGCCCAGCUAAUUGGAAUCCGGAGACUAAUGCUGCAACCAUCAAACCUAGCCCAACAGAGAGUAAGGAGUACUUCCAAAAAGCUAAUUAAUGCUGUUUUUUAAUUUAUAUUAUUAGCUUAGGGAUAUAAGAUUUAAUAAAUAGUUAUGGUGAAUGUAAAAAACAUGUAUGUAAAAUUCUCGAAAUAAUUAGCACGAAUAAAUGAAGUUUUAGAAAAAAAA
Messenger RNA from Papilio xuthus (Asian swallowtail), 787 nucleotides. RefSeq names its product peroxiredoxin-2-like. Gene Ontology annotation, molecular function: thioredoxin peroxidase activity. Gene Ontology annotation, cellular component: mitochondrion; cytosol. The record is from RefSeq and is a predicted model, not a curated record. The transcript has 6 exons. Gene Ontology annotation, biological process: response to oxidative stress; cell redox homeostasis; hydrogen peroxide catabolic process. Lineage: Eukaryota; Metazoa; Arthropoda; Insecta; Lepidoptera; Papilionidae. The annotation marks the transcript as partial.